Eruca vesicaria subsp. sativa (arugula) is the source of this 1902-nucleotide messenger RNA. Lineage: Eukaryota; Viridiplantae; Streptophyta; Magnoliopsida; Brassicales; Brassicaceae. The record is from the annotation of a GenBank genome assembly.
CAAAAAGACACAACACACACACUCUCCUCUCUCUCUCUCUCUCUCUAUCUCCGACCAUUCUCUCUUCAAAUCUCUCAACCGCGCUCCGCCGUGGUGGGGAGAGAAGACACAGACACAAACACACACAUCUCUUAUUACAUCUCCAUGUCUUAAUCACACAAUCUCUCUCAAGAUCUAUCUGAUAUAUUCCUCCCUCAAAUGCUCGCCAAGAAUCGGCUGCCCGGAAGCGGCCACACCACACCAUCUCCUCCGGGCUCCCCUCGCCGCUCUCCUCGUUACCGUCACUCCCGGUCAAAACCCUCCGCUAGAUUCCCCGCCACGGUCCCGCCGAGCAGGACCUUGGCGCAUCGAGUCUCGUGGAUCAUAUUAUCUGCGCUUCUGCGGCGGCAGGGGGUUUUCUUGUUCGCGCCGUUAAUAUACAUCUCGUGUAUGUUGCUUUACAUGGGGACUGUGUCGUUUGAUGUUGGGCCUAUUAUAAGGCAUCGAUCUCCUCCGGGAUCUGUUUAUAAAAGCCCACAGCUUUAUGCUAAGCUUAGGCAUGAUAUGGAUGCUGAUAACUCCUCUGCUGAUGCGAUAUCAACGAUUUGGAAACAUUCGUAUAAAGGUGGGGAGUGGAUGCCGUACGUGAACAAAUCCACUGGAGCAUUGCCGGAGUCGAAUGGUUACAUAUAUGUUGAAGCAAACGGAGGCUUGAAUCAGCAGAGGACAUCGAUAUGCAAUGCGGUUGCUGUGGCAGGCUAUCUCAACGCAACUCUAGUCAUUCCCAACUUUCACUUUCACAGCAUAUGGAGAGAUCCAAGUAAAUUUGGGGACAUCUAUGAUGAAGAGUUCUUUGUCAAUACCUUAGCAAAUGAUGUACGAGUGGUUGACACAAUUCCUGAAUAUAUAAUGGAGCGAUUUGACAAUAACAUGACAAAUGUCUACAACUUCAGAGUUAAAGCAUGGUCACCUAUUCAAUAUUAUAAGGACUCGAUCUUGCCUAAGCUACUUGAAGAGAAAGUUAUACGAAUAUCACCAUUUGCAAAUAGACUUUCGUUUGAUGCUCCUCAACCUGUCCAGAGACUUAGAUGUUUGGCGAAUUACGAAGCCCUGAGGUUUUCAGAACCCAUACUAACACUAGGAGAAACACUGGUGAAGAGAAUGAAAGAGCAAAGUGCAAACCACGGAGGAAAAUACGUAUCUGUGCAUCUGCGCUUUGAAGAGGACAUGGUAGCUUUCUCCUGUUGUGUAUUUGAUGGUGGCAACCAAGAAAAACAAGAUAUGAUUGCAGCAAGAGAACGAGGAUGGAAAGGAAAGUUUACAAAACCAGGCCGUGUCAUUAGACCUGGUGCUAUCAGACAAAAUGGGAAAUGCCCUUUAACUCCUUUAGAGGUGGGCCUAAUGCUAAGAGGAAUGGGUUUCAACAAAAGCACAUACAUUUUCCUUGCAUCUGGUCAGAUAUAUAAUGCAAAUAGAACUAUGGCCCCGUUACUAGAGAUGUUCCCUAAUUUACAAACUAAGGAGAUGAUUGCAUCAGAGGAGGAGCUUGCUCCAUAUAAGAACUUCUCUUCCAGAAUGGCUGCCAUAGAUUAUACAGUCUGUCUCCACAGUGAGGUGUUUGUGACCACACAAGGUGGAAACUUUCCUCACUUCCUCAUGGGUCACCGGAGAUAUCUGUAUGGAGGACAUUCCAAAACUAUUAGACCGGACAAGAGAAAGUUAGCAAUCCUCUUUGACAAUCCCAACAUCGGAUGGAGGAGUUUUAAACGUCAUAUGCUAAACAUGAGGUCUCAUAGUGACUCAAAAGGGUUUGAGCUAAAACGACCUAAUGACUCCAUCUACACAUUCCCUUGCCCUGACUGCAUGUCCCGUAAGAACAGGACAACGACCUCAGAUUCUAGACAUCCACCCGUUGCCACCUGA